GUGGAAGAGAGAGCAGGCAGGGGAGCUGAAGGUUCACCCAAAUCACGUCCCUAGCAGCAGCAGCUGCUUGCUGCCCCAUUGCAUGAUUUGGGCAGGACCAGGGGGGGAGACAUUUGUUGUGUUUCAGAAACACCAACGUAUUCUAUGUUAUUUGCCACUUUUUGUGCAUAUUUACAGAGUCUUUUUUUUUUUCCUUAUUAAGAAAUGUUCCCUGGCUCCAAAAGCAGGAAAGGAAGAGAAUCCAGUCCAGGUUUUCCAUGUGUUCUGUAAUCAGAAAGAAGUGGAUAAUGGUUGCUAGAGCCUCUCUCAAGCCAUGCUGGGCCAAAUAGAUUCAGCCACUCGUGUAUGUGCCUAUAUCCGGGUUAGAGAGGAAAAGACAGAGACACACAGAGGCUGAAAAAGUUUCAAUUUAUACUCUUCAAGAAAAGAUUCAGCAUACAGUCCCAGGACAGGGAAAGACACAGAUCGUGAGGAUAAACAAAGCUUUUUUUUUCUUGUGUAUAUUAAUGAUUGUUUUGCAUUUUUUUCUUUAUUCACUUGGAGGUACCAGAGGUGUGUUCACUUCUAUUGGACUUAUUAUCGCUCAUUCAGGACAAUUUGCUUGGAAUUUGCUGCUAUUGUAAUUUUGUGCUGUGAUAUUAUUAUUUCUUUUUUUACAUUUUUUAUUAUUGCACAUUUUUGGAGAUCUUUUUUGCUAUUACUGGGAUUGACUGAGAUGUGGCAAUGAUCAUGGCAGCGCAAGUGGUUACAGCUGCUGCACCGACCACCAAUGCUAACAAUAAGGCAAAAAACCAGGGUCUUCCCGGGUUAAAUCAGGACCUAAACCCUGGGGGAACAGGAACAGGGUCUGGCUCUAUUCCUGGACUGGGAGAUGGAGCUCCUAACAGCGGAAUGAACAACAAUAAUGUGGAUCACCUCCACCACCACAAUCUACUGCACCAUCACCACCACAUUCACCUUCUUCAUCAUCACCAUGAAGUGAACAUGGCAAAUGCAACUUCAUUAUCAUCCUCCAGCAGUAAUAACACAAACAAUAAUAAUAGCAGCAGUUCGGAGACAGGGCUGAAGGAUGGAAGAAACCCUGCAGCAUCACCCCAUUAUCAGGCUAUGGAGAUGGGUGGUGGGGUACCCAACCACAAGUUAAAGAACAGUAGCAGUGGAGAUUACCUUGCACCCAUUGCUCACCCACUUCAUCAUCAUGCCCAUCACAGCCAGGAGCAUACACCCCACCAUGCACCCCAACAUUUGCAACAGCACCCUCCCCACCAACACAACCAUCCACCCCAGCAACUCAAUCAACUGCAGCCUCAGCAGCAACUAGCAGGGACAGCACAGCAACCAACACCGAAUAAAAGCAGCCCUGGAGGAGGCAGCAGUAGCAGCAGCGAGGCGUCAGACAUGGAAAAUCAGCAACAACAACAUGCUGGUGUAGGAGAAGAGGGCUGUAAUAACACUGGUACAGCAGGAAAGGAUGUUUCCUUGGGUAAUCAGGGCGAUCCCCAGCCUAGGAGGACUGGCAAGGCAGGAGAAGAGGACGAUCUGCAGGUAAAAAUGAUGGCUGGGGAUCCCAUGAGCAGUCGAUAUGAGCAUGCAAUGCUGGGAGGAGGGCAGCAGCAAGGGAACAGCAGCAGCAAUAAUAAUAUUAGUGGCAACAGUGGAUCAUCAUCUUCAUCAUCUUCUUCCUCCUCUGAGUUUAAUAAUUAUUAUGGCAGUGCAUCAACAAACAGAGUAGGGCCUUGCUUUGACCAACAUGGCAGACAACAAAGCCCUAGUAUGGGGAUGAUUCACUCUGGAGCUGUGGCCCCCAGCAGCAACAUGGACCCCAUGCAGAACUCCCAUGAAGGGUAUGGCAGCAGUCAGUAUGACCACUACCAGGGAUAUAGCAGGGCCGCUGCUGCUGCUGCAGGAGGAGGGGCAGGAGGCUAUGGCAGCUCAGCCUCUGCAUAUGGGGUGCUGAGCUCCCCAAGACAGAGCAGCACUGGCACCCCAAGCAGCAGCAACAUGAUGAUAGGAGAAAGGGGUGGCAAUCAUGGUAAACCACCUAGUGCUUCCAAUGCAGGGGGCUUCCAGCGGUACCAGGGACAAAACCAGCACCCAUCAGGGGCCACCCCUACUCUUAACCAGCUCCUAACAUCCCCAAGCCCCAUGAUGAGGAGUUAUGGAGGAAGCUAUCCGGACUACAGUACACCUAGUGCCACCCAACAACAGGCAACAAGCACGCAAGGGAGUCAGCAAUCAGGGGGCAUAGGCAUGAGCAAAGACAUGGGGUCCCAGUAUGGAGCUGCAAACACUGGCUGGGGAGUACAACAAAGAAAUCACCCAGCUAUGAGUCCUGGAAGCACUGGACAAACCAUCAACAGAUCCCAGGGUAGUCCAAUGGAUCCAAUACUAAUGAAGAGGCCUCCACUUUAUGGAAUGGGCAGUAAUCCUUACUCUCAGACGCAGCAAAGCAGUCCCUAUAUUGGCCAAUCAUAUGGACCUCAAGGCCCACAAAGAUAUCCAAUGGCAAUGCAGGGACGUCCUCACAGUGCAAUGGGAGGGAUGCAGUAUACACAGCAACAGAUGCCGCCUCAGUACGGUCAGCAAGGUGUAAGUGGCUACUGCCAACAAGGCCAACAGUCAUAUUACAACCAGCAGUCACAGACUUCGUUUCCGCAGUCCCAGGGUCAGUACUUGUCGCAGACUACGCAGCGGUAUCAACCCCAGCAGGAAGUUCCGCCGGAAGGCUAUGGAAACAGACCCUCGCCUUCUUCAUUGACUACAGGCAAGACUAAUCAUGAAGAUUUGAACCUAAUACAGCAAGAGAGGCCGUCAAGUUUACCAGACUUAUCUGGUUCAAUUGAUGACUUGCCAACUGGAACUGAAGCAACAUUAAGCUCUGCUGUGAGUGCCUCAGGUUCUACAAGCAGCCAGGGGGAGCAGAGCAAUCCAGCACAGUCACCCUUCUCACCACAUGCAUCGCCACAUCUACCGAGCAUCCAGGGUGGUGGGCCAUCCCCAUCCCCUGUGGGCUCACCUGUCGGGAGUAACCAGUCAAGAUCAGGUCCUAUAUCACCUGCUAGUAUUCCUGGAAGCCAGAUGCCACCACAACCUCCAGGCAGCCAGUCUGAAUCUAGCUCACAUCCUGCCUUGAGCCAGUCACCAAUGCCACAGGACCGAGUUUAUAUGCCCAGUGUGCAAAGAAACCACCAACUGUCACAAUAUGUACCGCAACAGCCUGGGCCAUCCAUGUCUCCCCAUCCAUCCCCCGGAGGUCAAAUACAUGCUGGGAUGGGCAAUUUUCCACAGGGAAAUGCCACUGGAAAUUAUGGACCGCAGAUAAACCAGUAUGGACCACAAGGUAAUUACUCAAGAUCGCCAUCUUAUACUGGAGUCCCAAACACAAGCUACAGUGGUCCAGGCCCAGGCAUGAACAUGAAUGCCAACAACCAGAUACACGGACAUGGACCCGGCGGCUCCAUGAACAUGGGAAGAAUGCCAGGCAGCACAGUGCAAAACAGGCCAUUUCCUGGAACCAUGGGCAGUAUAACCCCUAAUUCUCAUGGCAUGCCUCAACAGGGAGUUCCGGGGAUGGGACCACCCAUGCCUACUGUGAACCGUAAGGCACAGGAGGCAGCAGCUGCAGUGAUGCAGGCAGCAGCUAAUUCAGCUCAGAACAGGCCACCAUACAUUAGGUCGCCUGCUUAUCCCAGCCAGUCUGGGGCUGGCGGACGCCCCAUGUUUUCCUCACAGCAUCCCAACUAUGGCAACACUCAGGUUCCAAUGAUGCAUCAGCCUGAUCAGUACGGACAAAGCGGGUUUCCUGGGAUGAACCAGAGUGGCCUUAUGGGAUCAAAUUCUCCUUACAGCCAGUCCAUGAAUAAUACUGCCGGCAUGAUGAACCCUCAAGCUUCCCCAUAUAGCAUGAUGAACAGCGCAGCAGGUCACUUAGGUCUUGCAGACAUGAUGAACCCCGGUGAGUCUAAGCUGCCUUCUUCUCUCAAGCUUGAUGGCAAAGAGGAUGGACCACCUCCCCCUGAAACAAAGACAAAGGAUAGCUACAGCUCACAGUGUAUAUCUCAGCCCCCAACCCCAGGCCACCUGCCAGUCUCUUCCCCUUUGUCCCCAAGCUCUGCUAGCAUCUCCUCCUUUCAUGGAGAUGAAAGUGAUAGCAUUAACAGCCCAGGCUGGCCAAAGACUCCAUCGAGCCCUAAAGCCAACUCAUCAACUUCCACCGGAGAAAAGAUCACAAAGCUGUAUGAGAUGGGAAGUGAACCUGAGCGCAAGAUGUGGGUGGACCGGUACUUGACCUUUAUGGAAGAAAGAGGAACACCAGUCGCAACACUGCCUGCUGUAGGAAGAAAGCCCCUUGACCUGGUCAGGCUUUACUUCUGUGUCAAAGAGAUUGGGGGCUUAGCUCAGGUUAAUAAAAACAAGAAGUGGCGAGAGCUGGCGACAAAUCUGAAUGUUGGCACUUCCAGCAGUGCUGCAAGCUCCCUGAAAAAGCAGUAUAUACAGUACCUGUUUGCCUUUGAAUGCAAGAUAGAAAGAGGGGAGGAGCCUCCUCCAGAGAUCUUCAAUCCUGGAGAGUCUAAGAAACAGGCUAAGAUCCAGCCGCCAUCUCCUGCUAACUCUGGAUCUCUCCAAGGGCCACACACUCCCCAAUCCACUGGUAGUAAUUCCAUGGCUGAGAUGCCAGGUGAUCUAAAGCCCCCAACGCCAGCCUCAACACCACAUGGUCAAAUGCAACCAAUGACAGGUGGCAGUGCAGUGAGUGUACACGAUCCAUUCUCUGAUGAUUCAGGUUUUCCGAAGCGCAAUUCUAUGACCCCUAAUGCUCCCUACCAACAAGGGAUGAAUGUACCAGACAUGAUGGGCCGGAUGCCAUAUGAGCCUAACAAAGACCCAUUCAGUGGUAUGAGAAAAGUGCCUGGAAGCAAUGAGCCUUUCAUGCCUCCUGGCCAAAUGCCUAACAGCAACAUGCCGGAUAUCUACAACCAGACUCCCCCAGGAGUGAUGUCCAAUAUGGGCUUGAGUCAGCGGCAGCAAUUCUCUUAUGGACCUGGAAGCUAUGAUAGGAGGUCAGAAUACGGCAUUGGCGCUGAAGGCAGUAUGGGCCCCCCAGGUCAAAACAAUAUUGGGCCUUCAAACAGUGAUCCAAGCAUGUACUCCCCAAACCGUUAUCCAGGACAGCAAAGGCAUGAAGCCUAUGGUCAGCAGUAUCCAGGGCAAGGACCCCCUGCAGGACAGCCGCCUUAUGGAGGCCAUCAGACUGGAAUGUACCCACAACAACAAAACUACAAACGCCAUAUAGAUAGUAUGUAUGGGCCUUCAGCAAAGCGGCAUGAAGGUGACAUGUAUAAUAUGCCAUAUAGCAGCCAGCAACAAGAUAUGUAUAAUCAAUAUGGCAACACUUACUCUGGACCUGACAGAAGGCCCAUACAAGGACAGUAUCCUUACCCUUACAACAGAGAGAGAAUGCAGGGUCCAGGACAAAUACAGCAGCAUGGCAUGGGUCCUCAGAUAAUGGGUAGCCCCAUACAGUCAUCAACAAGCGAUGGCUCACAACAGAGUAUGUGGACAUCACGCAAUGACAUACCUUACCCAUACCAAGGAAGGCAGGGCCCUGGAGGUACACCGCAGCCAGCAACAUAUUCAACUAUAAACCGAUCUGAUGAUAUGAUGGGUUCUGACCAAAGAAUGAAUCAUGAGGGUCAGUGGCCACCCCAUGGAAACCAGCGUCAGCCACCCUAUAUGUCCCCAUCAGCACCCAUGCAACCAAUCACCAGAGCUCCACCUUCAUCUUACCAGACUCCACCAUCUAUGCCAAACCACAUUUCAAGAGCCCCUAGCCCUGCUUCAUUUCAGCGCUCACUAGAAAACCGCAUGUCACCAAGCAAGUCUCCAUUUCUGCCUGCUAUGAAAAUGCAGAAAGUUAUGCCUACCGUUCCACCAACACAAAGCACCGGGCUUUCUGUUCAGCCUUCUGUGGCUAGACGUGAAAUAACUUUCCCUCCAGGUUCAGUUGAAGCAACUCAACCUAUCUUGAAGUCAAGGAGAAAAAUCACCUCAAAAGAUAUCGUAACACCGGAGGCUUGGAGAGUAAUGAUGUCUUUAAAAUCUGGACUCUUGGCUGAAAGUACAUGGGCUUUAGACACUAUAAAUAUCCUACUGUAUGACGAUAGCACGGUGGCUACAUUCAACCUUUCUCAGCUUCCUGGAUUUCUGGAGCUUUUGGUGGAAUAUUUUAGAAAAUGCCUCAUUGACAUAUUCAGCAUACUUAAGGAAUACGAAGUUGGUGAAUAUAUUAUCCAAGCUCUUGAACAUAGCUUAGAAGAUAGUCCAUCUAUUGAGGAAGAGGAAGCUGCUAUGGAUUAUGAAGAUUAUAUAGAGGAGGAAGAUGAAGGUAAUGAACCUGAGCAAGAUAUUCAAGGUGUUGUUGAUGAAAAAGAUCAUCUUAACACUGAUGAAAAAUCCCUUUCAUUUAUGAAGCCUGAAGUAUUGAUUGAUUCUAGUGUGAAGCUAAAACAAGCUAGUAAGUUUGACAAGUUGCCAAUCAAAGUUGUGAAGAAGAAUGAUCUCUUUGUAAUUGAUCGAUCUGACCGACUUGGCCGUGUUCAGGAAUUCACUAGUGGACUUCUUCAUUGGCAACUUGGUGGAGGUGACACAACUGAACAUAUCCAGACUCACUUUGAAAGCAAAAUAGAGAUCCCCAAACGCAGAAGAUCUCCAUCUUCCAUCAGUUCCUUAAGCAAAAAGAAGAAAGAGCAAGAUGACAAAGUUCUAGUAGAGGAUAAUGAGGACCAACCAGAAAAAAACAUCACUGCAACCAUUGAUGAUGUCCUCUCUGCAAGACCAGGUGCACUGCCUGAAGACCCAAAUAAUCAUUGCUUACAGACAGAGAGCAGCAAACUUCCAUUAGGAAUCCAUCAAGCCAAAAUUCAUAGGAAUAUCACGUUAUUGGAAGAUGAACCAAGAAACAGAGAUGAAACUCCUUUAUGUACAGUAGCUCAAUGGCAAGACUCUUUGGCCAAACGUUGCAUCUGUGUGUCAAAUAUUAUACGUAGCCUGUCUUUUGUGCCUGGCAAUGAUGCUGAAAUGUCAAAACAUCCAGGCUUGGUCUUGAUCCUUGGGAAAUUAAUUCUCCUUCACCAUGAACAUCCAGAAAGAAAACGAUCACCACAGACUUAUGAGAAAGAAGAAGAUGAAGAUAAAAGUGCCAGCUGUAGCAAGGAUGAGUGGUGGUGGGACUGUCUCGAGGUAUUAAGGGAAAAUACAUUGGUCACAUUAGCCAAUAUCUCUGGACAGCUAGACUUGUCUGUUUAUACAGAAAGUAUCUGUUUGCCAAUUUUAGAUGGCUUGCUACACUGGAUGGUGUGCCCAUCUGCAGAGGCACAGGAUCCCUUCCCAACAGUAGGACCUAAUUCUAUCCUUUCCCCGCAGAGACUUGUGCUGGAAACCUUAUGUAAACUCAGUAUACAGGACAAUAAUGUGGACCUUAUCUUGGCCACACCUCCAUUCAGUCGCCAAGAGAAACUUUAUGCGACUUUAGUUAGGUACGUCGGGGACCGCAAAAACCCAGUGUGCCGAGAAAUGUGUGUGGCACUGCUUUCAAACCUUGCUCAGGGGGAUGCAUUGGUAGCAAGGGCCAUAGUUGUGCAGAAAGGAAGUAUUGGUAGCUUAAUAAGCUUUUUGGAAGAUGGAGUCACCAUGGCCCAAUAUCAGCAGAGUCAGCAUAACCUCAUGCACAUGCAACCUCCUCAUUUGGAGCCACCUAGUGUAGACAUGAUGUGCAGGGCAGCUAAGGCUUUGCUAGCCAUGGCAAAAGUGGAGGAAAACCGAUCCGAGUUUCUUGUGCACGAAGGCCGUUUAUUGGAUAUCUCUAUAACAGCUGUUCUGAACACUAUGGUUUCCUCAAUCAUCUGUGAUGUACUCUUUCAAAUUGGACAGUUAUGACACCAGUGGGAAGCCAAGCAUGUGUGAGGGGAGAGUAGGAAGUCACAUAUAACUGGCUAAUUUUAUGUUCUUUUAUCAACAUUUGAGAGAGGAAGGAAACAAUUAUUAAAAGGAAAAAUAAACAUAUGCUCCUUGUAUCCAGUCAUUAUUUACCUAUUGGAAAUUCUAAGAAAUGGUUAAUGAGCUAAGAAAAGAAAUAAUUGCUGUUUUAGUGAUUGCUUCAUUCUGAGGUUAAGUUUAUUUUAUUUUUUUAAUUCCUUUUCUUGGUUGUAUCUUUAUGGGACAUAUUGAUAAACCUGUGCCAGCGUUGUAAAUCGUAAUUGUAUCACUUUUUCAAAAAAAUAAGUUGCUAUUAUUUCAGUUUCAAAAUACUUUUCCCCCAUUAGUUACAAAAAAGAAAGAGCUGUGUGCAAUAGAACCGCUAUCAAUUUUGUAAGAGUAUAUAGAAAAAAGGGCCAUAAUCAAAAAAUAUUGUUUUAUCCCUUGGAUAACAGUAACAUUAGAAUAGGAGCAACAUUAAUAGACAAUAAUGGUAAAAUAAAUGCAAGUAAAAAUAAACUUCUGAACGUAGUAAAAAUUAGUUCAGAAAUACACACCACUGUUAUUAAAUAUGGUAUUUGACUUUCCACACUGAUGGUCUAGAUAUUUCAUUAUAUUUUUUUCUAUUUUAUUUUCUACUGCAACAGGGGCUGGGAUGUAUAUAAGAGAUGUACAGGCCUUCAUCUUUUUUGUUUCUUGCUUUUUUUCUUAAGCAUUCAUUUACGUAGACUAUUUGGCUAUUUCCCCAUGAUGUGGUUAGAGUGAUAAUAGAUUUUUAUGGUCAUAUUUUAUUUUUAUUUUUGUUUCCCUUCCUUUUCAUGGCACUGUAAAUGAAUAAUUUUCUCCUGGCCAUAUCUCCAACCAAGAGGGUAAUGUGCAAGUAUCUGUAUGUAUAGAAGAAUUCUCUAUUUCGGGGUAGCAGCUGACACUUUGCUUUCUGGUCAUAAUGUGGAAAUAGUUGCCUGACAACUGAAUUAGACAAUGGUUAUAUUAUACAGACAGCAGUUAUUGCAGAAUAAUGGAUGAAGCAACACAACUUCAGAGGUUUUUCAGUGCUGAGACUCAACAUAUUUGUAUUUCAAGAAAAUGUAGUUAAAAAAAAUGGAAAAAAAACUUGUUGUAAAUUCCUCCUUUUCCUCUGGCUUAAUGAAUAUCAUUUAUUCAGUAUAAAAUCUUUAUACUAUAUGUUCCACAUGUUAAGAAUAAAUGUACAUUAAAUC
Pseudophryne corroboree (corroboree frog) is the source of this 9194-nucleotide messenger RNA. RefSeq names its product AT-rich interaction domain 1B (gene ARID1B). Gene Ontology annotation, molecular function: DNA binding; nucleosome binding. The transcript has 22 exons. The record is from RefSeq and is a predicted model, not a curated record. Gene Ontology annotation, biological process: chromatin remodeling; regulation of transcription by RNA polymerase II; positive regulation of DNA-templated transcription. Bases 724 to 7935 code for a protein of 2403 amino acids. NCBI's taxonomy places the organism in Eukaryota, Metazoa, Chordata, Amphibia, Anura, Myobatrachidae. Gene Ontology annotation, cellular component: brahma complex; nBAF complex; nucleoplasm.